ACAUUUGCAGCUGAAACACAGUGCAGAGGGCAAGUCAAAGUGUUAACUGUUAUUAACUCCCGCUAAAAACAAAAUGGGCUGACAUAUUCUACCCUGAAACACCAUGCCUUUGUCUGCACUUACAAAAAUUACAAAUUGAAUGUGAUUUUCUGCGACAGAACAGCAUUUAGAGAAUAUAUAAUUUUUUGUUGACUGUUGAUGUACAGUAGGAAAGUUCAAGGAUAAGGUCAACUCUCCAUUUGUUUGACAGAUUUUCCCCUUACAAAACCUUUUUUUUUUACAGUAAUGAGUGUGCUCAGGUGAAAUUUUUAUUUGCAAAGUCCUUCACGGUUUUAAUUAAUGACAUACAGUACUUUAUGCUGCUUUUAACAAGAUUGGAUCAUUAUUUGGACAGAUGAUUUAACUGCCUUCUUAUAUUUUUCAUUUUUCAUCAGUAUAGUUUCCCAGUCCAGGACAUGGUUUCCUGAGUGGCCCGACCACCUACACAUCACAAGGGGUGAAACCAGUCUAUCCUGGGCCAUGACAGCUCUGCUUCCCAACGUCAGUGUCGCUCUGCUGCCGACUACAGACUGUCCGUUUAACAUCACUGCAGCUGCUCAGGCAGGACUUGGUUCAGGCCAGUCACUGGCCCCUCUCUGCACCCUCUGCUGCUGUGGAUUUAUCAAUCGUACUUUGGCAGUGGUGUUCAUGGUCAGCCUGGCGUUUGCCAUCGUGGUUGGAAAUGUGAUCACCCUUACUGUCUUUGUGCAAACGAGGCAGUCCCGAACACCACAGGGAUACCUGAAAGUGUCUCUGGCCAUAGCAGACAUGAUGGUCGGUGUCCUUGUGGUCCCUUUCUCCGUCUACACUGAGAUCUCUCUGAUGGUGACCAGCGCACCUCCUAUUUGGUACCAGGGUAGUUCUACAUCCCCGGCCACCACCUCUUCUCCUGGGGGACUGGUGAGCCCUUGGCAGCCCUGCAUGCUGAUUGGUCCCGUGUUCGCUGGAUGCACUUUUGUCUCCAUCAGCACCAUCUUCCUCAUGACAAUGGAGCGAAGCGUGGCCAUCCUACGGCCGCUCCACAAGGACUCCUUGGUGACCCGGAGACGGACGCUGCUCCUCAUCCUGCUCUCCUGGGCUGCCAGCUUCCUGCUGGCUCUUGCGCCCCUCAUCUUCAGCAGCAACUUCACAUUGGAGUACAAUGAGUGCAGUCGUAUGUGUAACUACAGCCCACUAUUGUUCGGAGGCCAGCUGCCACCCGAUGCCAACAUUUUGCUGUUAUUCCCAGCGUUUGACUUCACACUGCUCGGUGGCACAUUAGCAGUUAACAUUGUGUCUUUCACCAGCAUCCGACGGUACUCUCGAAAACGCAAACUGCUCUCAGAGGGGAGUCUGAGUGACGGAGGGGGAGGGGGAGGAGUGGGAGGUGGAGGAGGCGGAGGGUGCUCUCACAGGCCAUCCUUUUCAGACAUCAAAGCUGCCAAGACAAUUGGUAUACUAACAUUCGCCUUCACAGCAUCCUUCUCUCCCAUCGCAGUGUUUGUGCUCGGGAACGUGGUGGGAUACACCUGGUGUAACUUUUCCUUUUUUGCCUUCUGGAUCCUGACAGGAAACAGCUGCUGUAAUGUCAUCAUCUACAGUGUCAGGGACCACCGCUUCAGGAAGGGCAUGACCCUGCUCUUUCAGCGAGACCACUCCCACCAACAUGGCGAGAAGUCCUGAGGGAUACGUGAAUUUAAAAGCAACAGCACAUGUUUUGUGGCUACUUUUCAUUAAGUUUGAUCUUAAAGGAAUAGUUUGACAUUUUGGUAAAUAUGAAUAUUCACUUUCUUGUCGAGAAGAUAGAUGCCAUGUCUGAACGGUAAAUAUGUUGCUGAAGCCAUGAGCUGUUUAGCUUAGCUUAUCAUCAAAACUGGAAACAGGGGGGACAGCUAGCCUGGCUCUGGCCAAAGGUAACAAAACCAGCACAUCCAAAGCUCACUGUUUAACACUUUAUACAUCCUUUAUUUGUAAAAAAAUAAAUGUUUUUAUAAAAAAAUUAAAAAAACACAUGGAUUGUGGUUUUACGGGAGGUUAUGUUGCGGACUUUUAUUGGCUGUAAAACCACAACUUAUCAUUUUUAGUGUUCACACUUGGGUUUUUGUCAAUGGGCAACCUCCGGUUCUGAAAAAUGAAGCAAAUGCGGAAGUGCCUUAAACCUGCAUUCUUUCUAACAGCCAGCAGGGGGCGACUCUUCUGGUUGCAAAAAGAAGUCUGAUUGUAUAGAACUACUUCUCACUUGAUUUAUUACCUCAGUAAACAUUGUAAACAUGAGUUUAUGGUUUCAAUCGCUACAUUCAAGUCUUCUUCUAUACGGCAUGAUGUUCAGUUAGUAAAUUAUGGUCCCAUUUAGAGUGAAAUAGACGAUAGAUAAGGAUAUGCUUUAGGGCGUGGCUACCUUGUGAUUGACAGGUCACUUCCACAGCAUUGUCCGAUCUGGGAGUUUUCCGUGUUUUCGUCUAACAACUCUAACCCUUUCACAGUGUGUUUUAAUUGUAAAAUUUUGGUCACCUCAUCUUAUUCAGCGUUCGGUUGUACUUAGCUCCACCCUCUCGUGUCACUUCUGGUUCCAAAAAAACAAGAUGGUGACGGCCAAAAUGCCGAACUCGAAGCUUCAAAAUGACAGUCGACAAACCAAUUGAUGACAUCACGGUGACGACGUCCACUUUUUAUAUACAGUCUAUGGGCUUUGUACAGAUUAAACAAACGAGAUGUAGCCUACAUGUGCUAGUGAGUUUUAGAGGUGCUGGUAAGCACAUUUUGUUAGCUUCAAACACAGCCCUGUUUCCAGUCUUUAUGCUAAGCUAAGCUAAGCUGACCGUUUCCUGGCUCGAGCUUCAUGUUUAUGGUACAUCCGUGAGAGUGGUAUCAAUCUUGUCCCAAAGUGUCAAACUAUUCCUUUAAUUCAAAUGUAAACUCCAUAUGAGACUAGCAAAAAUAGGUAAUUCAAACAUAAAAGGAAUGCAAUUCUUUGCGACUAAGAAUUGUAAAUGGAUCCACAUUUGUCGCCUUCCUCUAUCAUCAAACCUCUCUCCUGAAGCUUUACAUCAGAGGGCUUUUAUGAGCUUUUCAAUCAGGAAUCAAACCUACUGUACUAUAUCUCCGGGAGCAGCACUGACAACCACAAUAACCACACAGUUAAUGUUUUGUUUUUUAUGUCAGUGGUGGUUUUGUCAUCUACUAAUUUACAAGUGGUCUUGUGUUUAGAAAUCUUGCCACUGCAUCCUCCUUGGAAUAAUAUGGAUUACAAAUGUUUUGGUUAAGGGAAGAGUUCAUACUAUAGAUUUGAUUCUGUUGUGUUACAUACAUUUACUUUUGAGAAUCUAAUGUGAUAAUAAUCUGCCUCAAGUAUCCGAAAUGCACUUUAUCAGUUAUUAUGGUGAGACAUUUGCAUUAAGCCAUGUGGCAGACAAUGUUAACUUUGUACAAGUUUUAUUUUUAGCGUUUUAUAAUAUUGGUUAUUUUUGUCUAAGCAAAUGUGAAUGAUAGAAUGAUCUGUAUAUUUAUUAAAUCAGUAUAGACUAAAUGAAUGGGAUGCCAACCACAGAGAUUUAGAUUAUAGCAGAUCCUCAUACUGUGCCAGCCUAUCUCUUCAGGGUAUAACAUACUUGUAACAUGUAAAAUUAUUUCACCAGUGUGUCAGCUAGAAGUCUUGUGUAUUGUUUUGAAUUCUGUAUUGUACAAUUUGACAAUAUAAUUAUAUAUAAAAGAGGCCGAAGAGCAUUUUGCAGCAUAAAAUGGCUGUAUUUUCAUUCAUGAUACAUUUUUUUUGCAUUGUUGCAUUUGGAAAAUAAUCCAGCAACAGAAUCAACGAAAACAGAAAACUAAAGAACACAAUAAGGAGGAUUUUUUUUCUUGCCAUUAAUUGCUCUAAAUUGUUUCCAGAUUUAUUUUUGCAAAUCUACAAACAUUAUUCCAAUAAUUCAAUAAACAUGAUAGUAAAAGACCCUGAAGUGCCCAUUAAAAGAAUAGUUUCACUUUUUUGAAAAAUAUGCUCAUUGGCCCUCUUGCCGUGAGUUAGAUGAGAAGAUUGAUGCCACUCUCAUAUCGGUCUGUUAAAUAUGACGCUAAAAACAGGCAGCAAUUAGCUUUAGAAAUUUAAUGGUCAACAAAAAGAAAACAAAUCUAAAUAUGUCAACAUGUCGUGCAAAUUUCAAUCAAUGAAUUAAAUUUGUUUUUUUAGGUUUUUAAUAUCAUUCUGUUAAUCCAAGUGGUAUUCCCAGGCCUCUCCAAUGGGGAACUGAAGCCAUUAUAUCACCCUCUUCAAAGCCACAAGACUACAUUCACAAAAACAGUAAUUUUACCUUGCAGAACGCGGGCGUAUACAUACAACCCCACUUCAAAAAAUCCAAACUAACCCUUUCAGUUAUUUCCAAACUUAGCUCAGUUAACUUUGACUCAGUACUAGAGUUCACAUUAUUCAUAACUUUACUGAAUAUUGAUGAAUGGCUGAGUGGAUGUUUCCAUUUGAAAAAAAAACCCAGAAAAGAAUGCAGAUGGAUCCGCCCUUUAAUAUCUUACAUGUACAAACUAACAAAAAAUGGUCUUUAUUUUUCUAGUUUAAAAAUCUGCCAUAGUGAUGGAAAAGUUUGAAACCUACAGCGUCCUAAUCAUCGUUGGUUAUGUGUAAGAAAACAAGUGAUUAUUAUUGUGCUGAUAUUGAAUCACUGUACAGAAUUGUAUCAGUAGUGCAUAAUUCAUCAGUGGUGAUUGCAUCAGAUUCGGAAAUAAUAAAUGUA
Molecule: messenger RNA, 4757 nt
Organism: Sebastes umbrosus (honeycomb rockfish)
Lineage: Eukaryota; Metazoa; Chordata; Actinopteri; Perciformes; Sebastidae
Product: trace amine-associated receptor 13c-like
Exons: 2
Coding region: 520-1701 (393 amino acids)
Biological process (GO): G protein-coupled receptor signaling pathway
Cellular component (GO): membrane
Molecular function (GO): G protein-coupled receptor activity
Source: RefSeq, a predicted model, not a curated record